This is a messenger RNA of Hyaloscypha bicolor E, 963 nucleotides long. Its product is annotated as putative inorganic phosphate transport protein PHO88. Gene Ontology annotation, cellular component: mitochondrion; endoplasmic reticulum. Gene Ontology annotation, biological process: protein targeting to ER. The transcript is spliced from 4 exons. The record is from RefSeq and is a predicted model, not a curated record. NCBI's taxonomy places the organism in Eukaryota, Fungi, Ascomycota, Leotiomycetes, Helotiales, Hyaloscyphaceae. The coding region runs from base 12 to 593 and encodes 193 amino acids.
AAAAAAACGAGAUGGCCGGCAUUUCUCCCCAAAUUACCAACUUGGUAAUCAUCCUCGUGAUGAUGCAAGUUUCCAAGCGUAUUCCCAUGGAAGACUCGCAGACGCUCAUGCUCAUCCGGGCUGGUUACGUACUGUCGAACGUGGUCAUUAUCUCCAUCUACGCCUACGUGCACUUCCUGAUCAAUAAGAAGAAGGAUAUGACAACACUGAAGUACGUCGAGCAACCCCAGAUGGGAAGCACCGAAGAGCCCAAGCUUGUCACGACCACCAACCACAAGUACGAUGUUGAGCAGAUGAAGGCUCUGUACAAGGCACAGAUCAUGGGAGUGGGAAUGAUGGCCGUCAUGCACCUGUACUUCAAAUACACCAACCCGCUCCUGAUCCAAUCGAUCAUUCCUCUCAAGGGCGCGUUCGAGGGCAACGAGAUCAAGAUCCAUCUGUUCGGGAAGCCAGCCAUCGGUGAUUUGAAGCGUCCUUUCAAGGCUGCUGCGGGCUUCAUGAGCGGUCUCCAAGGAGGAGCUGCCCCGACUCAGGACAAGAAGACCCUCGAGGCUGCAGAGAAGGCCGGGCGUGGUGGUGCCAAGGAGGAAUAGAUGCUUCGUUCGCCUUCUUGGAAAUAGAUUAAGGAUUUGUACGUGUAGGCUGGACGCUGCCAGUUGUGCUGGGGGUAGAUGGGUUUGGAGGGCCGUUUGCGCCUCUUGUAUUUGUAGAUGGUCUCGGAUGCGCUCCAAGCCAAUGCAUCUUGACUUCUAGAAUUGUUCGCCCUGUCAAUUACCAUGAAAAUCUGUGCAUAAUUCACUAGUAGUGUCUCAAAUGAUCCCGUUUCCGGAAUCCCGGAUUUAGCGCCUCCAAGGCUGUCGUAUUUUCGAAACCUCUUCGCCACUCGUUCAGCCUUGUUCUUUCAACAUCGAAUAAUCGUGACACGACUGCAAGUCUGCACAACAAUACCAACCAUGGAAAAGC